Menidia menidia (Atlantic silverside) is the source of this 717-nucleotide messenger RNA. The record is from the annotation of a GenBank genome assembly. Lineage: Eukaryota; Metazoa; Chordata; Actinopteri; Atheriniformes; Atherinopsidae.
CUGUCUGUCCGUCUGCAGUACACAGGUCCGGUCCCGGCCGAGCGGGGGGCUGAGCUGGCCAUGGGAGGGGGUCGCAGCGAGACCUCGGCCCUGAGUGGAGCCGCAGGGGGGGGGCGGAGCAUGGGCACUACCCACAAUUCCCAGCGUCCCAACGCCUGCUGCUUCUGCUGGUGCUGCUGCUGCAGUUGUUCAUGUCUCACCAUCAGGAGUGAAGAGGACCGACAGAAACGGAGGCGGAGGAAGAGAAUAUCGCAGGACAUCAAGAUGGAGACCAUACCAAACUGUGAAGCUUGCGCCAAGCCCUCGCCGGAGGAGAUCCGGCUCUGGUCUCAGUCCUUCGACAAGCUGAUGAGGAACCCGGCGGGUCGCAACGUGUUCCGGGAGUUUCUGCGCACCGAGUACAGCGAGGAGAACAUGCUCUUCUGGCUGGCCUGUGAGGACCUCAAACAGGAGGCCAACGGGAGCGCAGUUCAGGAAAAAGCCUAUUCCAUAUACGAGAACUACAUUUCCAUAUUCUCCCCCAAAGAGGUGAGCCUGGAUGCCCGGGUCCGGGAGGUGAUCAACCGGAAGAUGCAGGAGCCCACCCCCCACACCUUCGAGGACGCCCAGCUGCAGAUCUACACGCUGAUGCACCGGGACUCGUACCCGCGCUUCCUCUCCUCCAGCAUCUACAGGUCGCUGGUCCACGGCAGCUCCAGAACCUCGUCAGAGUCCUAG